This is a messenger RNA of Manis javanica (Malayan pangolin), 2607 nucleotides long. RefSeq names its product acyl-CoA synthetase short chain family member 1 (gene ACSS1). Gene Ontology annotation, cellular component: mitochondrion. NCBI's taxonomy places the organism in Eukaryota, Metazoa, Chordata, Mammalia, Pholidota, Manidae. Gene Ontology annotation, molecular function: acetyl-CoA synthetase activity; AMP binding. The record is from RefSeq and is a predicted model, not a curated record.
GCCGCGGGCGUCGGGCGGGAUGGCGGCGCGCAGCCUGGGCCGCGGGCUCGGCCGGCUCCUGGGCCGUCUGCGCGGGGGGCGCGCGCCGCGCCGGGCGGCCUCCGGGGCCUCGGGCAGCGACCCCGCCGCCGCGCCCGCCUCGUACCAGGCGCUGAGCGCGCAGGCGGCCCGCGACCCGGCCGCCUUCUGGGGGCCGCUGGCGCGCGACUCGCUCGUGUGGGACGCCCCCUACCACACCGUGUGCGACUGCGACCUCCGCGGCGGCAGGGUCGGCUGGUUCCUGGGGGGCCGGCUGAACGUGUCCGUCAACUGCUUGGAUCAGCACGUGCAGAAGUCCCCGGAGAGCAUCGCUUUGAUCUGGGAGCGAGAUGAACCCGGGACCGAAGUGAGGGUCACCUACAGGGAGCUGCUGGAGACCACCUGCCGCCUGGCCAACACGCUGAAGAGGCAUGGAGUGCGGCGAGGAGACCGUGUGGCCAUCUACAUGCCCGUUUCCCCGCUGGCCGUGGCCUCCAUGCUGGCCUGUGCCAGGAUCGGAGCCGUGCACACCGUGGUCUUUGCUGGCUUCAGUGCCGAGUCCUUGGCCGGGAGGAUCAACGACGCCAAGUGCAAGGUGGUGAUCACCUUCAACCAAGGACUGCGGGGAGGGCGCGUGGUGGAGCUGAAGAAGGUUGUGGACGAGGCUGUGAAGCACUGCCCGACUGUCCGGCACGUCCUGGUGGCUCACAGGACAGACAGCAAGGUCCACAUGGGGGACCUGGACGUACCCCUGGAGCAGGAGAUGGCCAGGGAGGACCCUGUUUGCGCCCCAGAGAGCAUGGGCAGCGAGGAUAUGCUCUUCCUGCUCUACACCUCCGGGAGCACCGGGACGCCCAAGGGACUGGUGCACACCCAGGCGGGCUACCUGCUGUACGCGGCCCUGACGCACCGGCUCGUGUUUGAUUACCGGCCAGGCGACAUCUUUGGUUGUGUGGCCGACAUUGGCUGGAUCACAGGACACAGCUACGUGGUGUAUGGACCCCUCUGCAAUGGAGCGACCAGCGUCCUCUUUGAGAGCACCCCGGUCUACCCUGAUGCUGGUCGGUACUGGGAGAUGGUGCAGAGGUUACGAAUCAGUCAGUUCUAUGGCGCCCCGACCGCUGUCCGGCUGCUGCUGAAAUACGGUGACUCCUGGGUGAGAAAGUACGACCGCUCCUCCCUGCGGACCCUGGGGUCAGUGGGAGAGCCAAUUAACCACGAGGCCUGGGAGUGGCUCCACAAGGUGGUGGGGGAGAGCAGAUGUACACUGGUGGACACCUGGUGGCAGACAGAAACAGGCGGCAUCUGCAUCGCGCCACGACCCUCCGAGGAGGGCGCAGAAAUCCUCCCUGGCAUGGCGAUGCGGCCCUUCUUCGGCAUCAUCCCUGUCCUCAUGGAUGAGGAGGGAAAUGUCGUGGAGGGCUGUGAUGUCUCCGGGGCUCUGUGCCUCUCGCAGGCCUGGCCAGGAAUGGCCCGGACCAUCUACGGAGACCACCAGAGGUUCCUGGACGCCUACUUUAGGGCUUAUCCAGGCUACUACUUCACUGGAGACGGCGCUCUCCGGACCCAGGGCGGCUAUUACCAGAUCACGGGGCGUAUGGACGAUGUCAUCAACAUCAGUGGCCACCGGCUGGGGACUGCGGAGAUCGAGGAUGCGAUGGCUGCCCACCCGGCCGUGCCUGAGACCGCUGUCAUCGGCUACCCCCAUGACAUCAAAGGCGAAGCUGCAUUCGCCUUCAUCGUGUUGAAAGAUGACGCAGGUGACGCAGACGUGGUGAUGAGAGAGCUCAGGGCCACAGUGGCCAGCAAGAUCGCCAAGUACGCCGUGCCGGACCAGAUCCUGGUAGUGAAACGUCUUCCAAAAACUCGGUCUGGGAAAGUCAUGAGGAGGCUCCUGAAGAAGAUAAUCACAGGCAAAGCUCAGGAUCUGGGGGACACCACCACUCUGGAGGACCCCGGCGUCAUCACGGAGAUACUGAGCACCUACCAGAAGCAUCGGGACAAGCGGGCUGCCGCUCAGUGAUGGGCAGUGCCCACCUCAUGCCCAAGCCCUGACUCGUUCUUCCAGAACGCAGCUCCCAAACUGGCUUAUUCCUACCCGUCCCAGCAGCAGUCCUCUGGCAAAUAACCCGCACUGCCUCCAGAGUUAAGUGCGUGUGAAGCCCCUUCUUCCUCCAUCCGUCAGACCUGGGUAGCCUUCAUCCCCUGUGUCCUCAGCUUGGUUUCCUGAGAUGCUGUCACCGUCGUCCUUGUUUCUGGGUCCCCUCCAGAGAGGUGAAAAACCUGAUAAAAUGUGCCUGCUCCGAUGACCAAGAACCAGAAGCAAUCAUGUUUUUUCUAGAUGUUUCUAGAUACAGAAGGCAGAAAUUUUAUUUUUAUACUUUUGUAUUUUGGAAAAAUAGUGUACACACACGUGGCAUGUGUGGGUUCACUUGUAACAUUUAAAGUCACGAAAAUCUCCUUUUUGCCCCCGCCCCGGGGAUGUGUGGAGAGCUGGGAGGGCACCCUGACAGUUAUUAUUGGGCAUAUUUAGAGAUCUAAAUUGGAAAUGUUUGUUCCUUGGCCUUAAUACAGCUUAUCUGGAGAACU